Molecule: messenger RNA, 867 nt
Organism: Didymosphaeria variabile
Lineage: Eukaryota; Fungi; Ascomycota; Dothideomycetes; Pleosporales; Didymosphaeriaceae
Gene: CAF16
Product: CCR4-NOT regulatory complex component
Exons: 2
Coding region: 1-867 (288 amino acids)
Molecular function (GO): ATP hydrolysis activity; ATP binding
Source: RefSeq, a predicted model, not a curated record
AUGGCGCAGCAGAACAGAAUUGACAAGGGCAUCGCGCCAAACAUCGAUGUCAAAAACCUGAGCUACGCGUUCCCAGACGGAAGCAGCGGGCUCAAAGAUGUUUUUCUGGAGUUGCCGCCGGGGAGCAGGACGCUUUUGAUCGGAGCCAACGGCGCAGGCAAAACCACGCUCCUCCGUCUCCUCUCGGGCAAGCGCAUGGCCCCCGCCGACACCGUCCACAUCGCAGGUGUCGACCCUUUCAAGCUCGGUCUCGAAGGCGUGACAUACCUCGGCCUCGAAUGGGUGCUCAACCCCAUCGUGCGCUCCGACAUCGACGUCCCCACACUGCUUGCUUCCGUCGGCGGAAACAGCUGGCCAGAGCGCCGCGACGAGCUCGUGCGCAUUUUGGAUAUCGAUUUGAGCUGGCGCCUGCACGCUGUGAGCGACGGCGAGCGGAGGCGCGUGCAGCUUGCGAUGGGGUUGCUGAGGCCGUGGACGAUCUUGCUGCUUGAUGAAAUCACGGUGGAUCUGGAUCUGCUUUCGCGCAGCAAUUUCCUCAAUUUUUUGAAGAAAGAGACGGAGACUAGGCCUUGCACUAUCGUGUAUGCGACGCAUAUCCUGGAUAACCUCGCGAGCUGGCCGACGCACCUCGUGCACAUGUCGCUCGGCCGUGUGAAGAAGUGGGGCAGCAUGGAGGAGAUGAAUGUUAGAACGGCAGAAGACGAGCGAGUGAACAGCGGGAACAGCCAGUUGGGAGAACUAGUCUUGAGGUGGCUACAGGAAGAUUUGGACGAGAGAGGUCCGAGGAAUGCGAGGACGCAGGGGAAGACGUACGAGAGUCUGGAAGGGAAGGGCGGGUAUGGUCUGGAGAAGAGGCCCGCCAAAUGA